AUGUACGCCGCUCCCAUCGCGACGGCGGCGGCGGCGACGACGACGACGACGACGCGCGUCGCGUCGUCGUCGCCCACCUCGCGCCGCGCGUUCGCGCCGCGCCUCCGCGCGCGCGGCGUCGCCGUCGCCGUCGCGGCGACGCCGUCGCCGUCGCGACGAUCCUCGACGACUUCCGAUCGGACUCGGCACGUCGUCGUCGCGUCGGCGACGAGAGGAGGAAAGGGAAGAGUCCGCGAUGACGGCAGCGUGGACACCUCCGGGUUCAGCAACGAGACGAAGAUGCGGUCGGAAGCGCAGGCGCCGUUCCGCACCGCGCGCAUGUUCCUCUUCGGCGCGUUCGCCGCGAACGCGACGCUCGGCCUCGGCAUCGCGACGCUUCAGGCGGUCACGAAGGCGCUCGGCGCGCCGUCCGCGCCGCCGCUCGAGGACUCGCUGCAGAACAUGGGCGUCGACCUCCUGUGCGCCGCGUUCUUCGCGUUCUUCUACAAGAAGGACGCGGAGGGGCGCGACAAGCAGAUGGCGCGGAUAUCCCGCGAGGAACGCCUUGGCGCGCUGAAGUGCCAGCUCGGCGGCGGAAGCGGCAAGCGCGUCUCCAUGGCCCAACUCAGAGGGUUCUCGCGCGUCGUCAUCGCCGCCGGGAGCGCGGAGCACUGCGUGGAGUCCGUGAACGCCGCGGAGGCUCACAGGGAGGAGCUGACGCGGCGAGGCGUGCUGCUCGUGCCGGUGGUGACGUCGGGAGACGCGUCGAUUCUGCCGCCGCCGUCGGAGGACGACAGGCGGUUCCGCGCGGCGCCGAUCAAGGCGCGUUCUAGUAUCAUCACACUGCUGUGCGAAAAAUGGAUCGCGUGGAUCGACGAGCAAAAGGGCGACGCGAACGUCGCCGCGGACGUCGGCGUGUACGUCGGUCUGCGAAUGGACGGCAGAGUGCGGAGCAGCGGCACGGGCGUGCCGCCGUGGGCGCGGUUCGCCGCGGAGCUCCCGCCGACGGACGGCGCGUGGGGCGGGGUGUUGGACGGGAUGGACGGCCGCGUCGGCGUCGACACGUGA
Molecule: messenger RNA, 1047 nt
Organism: Micromonas pusilla CCMP1545
Lineage: Eukaryota; Viridiplantae; Chlorophyta; Mamiellophyceae; Mamiellales; Mamiellaceae
Exons: 2
Coding region: 1-1047 (348 amino acids)
Source: RefSeq, a predicted model, not a curated record